Molecule: messenger RNA, 1523 nt
Organism: Helianthus annuus (common sunflower)
Lineage: Eukaryota; Viridiplantae; Streptophyta; Magnoliopsida; Asterales; Asteraceae
Exons: 2
Coding region: 808-1317 (169 amino acids)
Molecular function (GO): nucleic acid binding; zinc ion binding
Source: RefSeq, a predicted model, not a curated record
UUCAUUUUACAAUCAAUGAAAUCAGUUGUUCAAUUCUCACAAAAUGACAUGGUAUCAGAGCAUAACCGCUCCGAUCUGUUAUUUCUGUUAAAGUUCUGUUAGCUUUCCGUUCAUCGGAGAUUUUUCCGGUCAUCUUCUUCAUUUUCCGUUCAUCUUCUUUCUCUCUCCGUUCUCUUUCCUUUCUUUCGAUCUUUUCAUCAUCUUUGUUUCUUCUCGUCUGUUCGUAUUUGUUUGAUUUCGUUUCUCUAAAAUCAUGUCAACUCAAACUUCUCCUGAAACUAAUCUCAUCGAUUCUUCAAAUCCUUUGUAUCUUCAUCCUUCCGAUCAUCCUGGUUUGAUUCUUGUCUCUAAACCAUUUGAUGGAAAUGGAUUUGGUGCGUGGAAGAGAUCUAUGUCUAUUGCUUUAUCUGCGAAGAACAAAUUGAGCUUUGUUAAAGGUGAAAUCACAAAACCUAAUUCUGCUCCUCAGCUUGAUUUGUGGCAAAGAUGUAAUGAUAUGGUGAUUUCAUGGAUUCUCAACACUUUAUCACAUGAAAUAAGAGGUAGUGUGAUAUAUUCUGCAACAGCACAACAGUUAUGGAAUGAUCUAUCUGAACGAUUUGGUCAAUCAAAUGGAGCAAGACUGUAUCAAUUACAAAAGAGUUUGGGAGAGAUUUCUCAAGGUAACAGUGAUAUAGCCUCAUAUUUUACCAAAUUAAAAGUGUUUGGGAUGAAUUAGGGGUUUUAAAUCUUCUUCCAUCAUGUACUUGUGGUGUUUCACAAGAUUUUGCAAAAAGAGAAAAGGAUCAAAGAUUGUUUCAAUUCCUUAUGGGUCUAAAUUCAAACUAUGAUAAGGUUAGAGGUACAAUUUUGAUGAUGAAACCUCUUCCUUCUAUUGGACAAGCAUAUGCCCUGUUAGUACAAGAUAAAAAACAAAGGGAAAUUCAUUCUAGUACUCAAUUUGUCAGUGAAUCAGCAGCCAUGAAUGUUAGCGACACCAACAGAUUUCAGAAUAAUAAGAGUGUGGUUUGCCCUAAUUGCAACAAAGUAGGGCACCUGGCUAACAAAUGUUACAGAAUCAUAGGUUUUCCUAAGGAUACCAAGUUCACUAAAAAUAAAAAGUUUGCUGCUAAUGUUUGUGCUGAAAGUCAUGGUUCUGGAGAUGAUGUUUCUAAAUCUACAAGUCCUAAUCAAAUCCUCACACCUGCGCAAUACAAGGAGUUUAUUAGUCUUUUGCAAAAAUUUGCCAACAUCAAUGAUAAUGCUCCAACAACAAAUGCUAUCAACUAUGCAAAUUUUGUAGGCCCCUUCACUGAAGAGGCCAGUGGUUCUAGGUAAACUCUUGAAUGGGCUCUAUCAUUUACACAUCAAUAAGGAUGUUUCACCAUCUCAUGUUUUCUCUAAUUCUGUUUUUUCUUGUAAUUCUGUUGUAACUAGUGAUGUUUGGCAUUCUAGAUUGGGUCAUUUACCUUUCUAUAAACUCAAAUAGUUGAAUCUUUGUUCAAAUGAUCAUAUUAAAUCUCUUGCACAUUGUGAUGUUUGUC